Molecule: messenger RNA, 725 nt
Organism: Telopea speciosissima
Lineage: Eukaryota; Viridiplantae; Streptophyta; Magnoliopsida; Proteales; Proteaceae
Exons: 2
Coding region: 24-722 (232 amino acids)
Molecular function (GO): protein binding
Source: RefSeq, a predicted model, not a curated record
AAAUAGAGAGAGAGAGAGAGAAGAUGAUCAAGGAGAUUCUACAAGGAAAACAAGCUCUUUCUCUAAGACAAGAAGUGGAAGAAGAGGAGGAGGAGAAGGUGAAGAAGAGGCAACAGUUUUGGAUGAUGAUGGGUAAUCCUGACCUAUCUUUAGGUCCUUCUCAGUUUGUAAUCCCAGAGAACACCAGUAGUUUAUCUUCAGAAUCAGAAACCAAUCCUUCUAAGAAGAGAAAGUACUGUUUGGAUCACUUCAAGACUGAUCCUAUGAUUCAAACUAGUAUUGAGCUUCAACUCAAAGAUCCCUUGCCUUUUGAUUGGGAGCAAUGCCUUGAUCUUGAAUCUGGGAGAAUGUAUUAUUUAAAUAGAAGCACUUUAAAGAAGAGCUGGAACUGUCCAAAAGAACAGAAGCUGGAUUUAGAACUCAAUAUCUCACCAAUCUCAUCAAGUUCAGAAGGGAAGAGAAGCUCUGAGAUAUUAGAAGGCUCAAAGAAGUACAGUUCUUCAUACAAUAAUAAUAAUAACAUGGUAGCUGUGGCUUGUUUGAAGUGUCAUCUACUUGUUAUGCUUUCUAGGUCUUCUCCAUCUUGUCCCAACUGCAAGUAUGUUCAUUCUCUUGCAACCCAACAGAACCCACCACCACCAAAGGUCACAACCAUCAAGUCCUUUGACACUUUAAGUCUUCUAAACUGGUCAUCUGGUGGCAAGAAUGAUAAACAUGAGUAGAUG